AAAGAGAGAAAGCUCUGAAAAAGCGGGAACCAUUUCCACACCUCACGAUCCGCCACCAUCACCACCACCGCUCUCCGCCGCUGCCGCCUCCGCUUGUAUCUUCUCCUCCGUCGAGUAUUUACGGCUUCUUCGUAUCCGGUUCUCUUGCCUCACCCUACAAAGAUCCCUUCUUUUCUCAUAUAUAUAUUUUUAAUACAACACUAGUGACCGAAAAUAAUCAGAGAGAAUCCGCGUAGAUCGGGAGAUUUUUCUCGGUUACUUGUCUGAAUCAGUUAGUAAUCUAUUGCGAGAAAUAAGAGAAAGGCAAACUGGUUUUGGGAUUUGGUUAGAGAGAGCGAUGGAACAGAAAGGUUAUCUGUUAUCGGCGCUGAGUGUAGGCGUCGGAGUGGGAGUUGGGCUUGGGCUGGCGUCGGGACAGACCGUCGGAAAAUGGGGAGGGAAUGUGCCGCCCAACACCAUCACUGUCGAAAAGAUGGAACAGGAGAUGUUGCGGAUGAUCGAUCAUGGCAGAGAAACCAAAGAACAAGUCACCUUUGCUGAUUUUCCAUAUUAUCUCAGUGAACAGACAAGAGUACUACUAACAAGUGCAGCCUAUGUACAUCUCAAACACGCAGAGGUUUCUAAGUACACUCGAAACCUUUCUCCUGCUAGUCGUGCUAUUUUGCUUUCAGGCCCUGCUGAACUUUACCAGCAAAUGCUCGCCAGGGCUUUGGCUCAUUACUUUGAAGCCAAGUUGUUGCUGUUGGAUGUAACGGAUUUUUCACUAAAGAUUCAGAGCAAAUAUGGUAGUUCCAACAAUGGAUCAUGUUUUAAAAGGUCUAUUUCUGAGUCAACCCUAGAGCGAUUGUCAGGCUUAUUCGGAUCAUUUUCUGGACUUCAACAAAGGGAGGAACCCCAAGGUGGUACCCUGCGUAGACAGAGCAGUGGCGUUGAUAUCAGAUCCAGAGGAGUAGAAGGUAAUAGUACUGCGCCCAAGCUUAGGAGAAAUGCCUCUGCCGCUGCUAACAUCAGUAACCUUGGUUCUCAGUCCAAUGCAAAUCAAGGCCCUCUUAAGCGGGAAAGCAGCUGGUGCUUUGAUGAGAAGCUUCUUAUUCAGUCUCUCUACAGAGUCUUGGCUUCUGUUUCAAAAACCAGUCCCAUUGUGCUGUACCUUAGAGAUGUGGAGAAGUUCUUGUGCAGAUCACAGAGGAUAUAUAACUUAUUUCAGAAAAUGUUGAAUAAACUUACUGGAUCAGUGUUGAUCCUGGGCUCUCAAGUUGUUGAUCCUAAAGAUGACUACAGAGAAUUGGAUGAGAAGAUUUCUGCUCUUUUCACUUACACAAUUGAGAUCAGACCACCUGAGGAUGAAUCCCAGCAUGUUAGCUGGAAAUCUAAACUGGAGGAAGAUAUGAGAAUGAUUCAAGUUAAGGAUAACAGAAAUCAUAUCAUGGAAGUACUAUCAGCUAACGAUCUCGAUUGCGAUGAUCUGGAAUCAAUCUGCAUUGAAGACACAAUGGUUUUAAGUAAUUAUAUAGAAGAGAUUGUGGUGUCUGCAAUUUCUUAUCACUUGAUGAACAACAAGAAUCCUGAGUACAGAAAUGGAAAACUCAUUAUUUCUUCCAAAAGUUUGUCACAUGGAUUGAGUAUAUUCCAAGAAGGAAAAUUUGAUGGUAAAGAUUCAUUAAAAUUGGAAGUUAAGGCUGAACCAUCUAAGGAAGGAGAAAGCAAAGAGGCUGUUAAGGGGAAGCCAGAAGCGACAUCAGCAGCAAAAGCUCCUGAAGUAGCACCUGACAAUGAAUUUGAGAAGCGCAUAAGGCCAGAGGUAAUACCAGCUAGUGAAAUUGGGGUGACAUUUGCUGAUAUUGGUGCUUUAGAUGAGAUCAAAGAAUCACUUCAGGAAUUAGUAAUGCUUCCUCUACGAAGACCAGACCUAUUCAAUGGAGGACUCUUAAAGCCUUGCAGAGGAAUAUUACUAUUUGGGCCACCUGGAACAGGUAAGACAAUGAUGGCAAAGGCCAUAGCUAAGGAGGCAGGAGCAAGCUUCAUCAAUGUAUCCAUGUCUACCAUCACCUCAAAAUGGUUUGGUGAGGAUGAAAAGAAUGUCCGAGCUCUUUUCACAUUGGCAGCCAAGGUUUCCCCUACUAUUAUCUUUGUAGAUGAGGUUGAUAGCAUGCUCGGGCAGCGGUCAAGAGCUGGGGAACACGAAGCAAUGCGAAAGAUAAAGAACGAGUUCAUGACUCAUUGGGACGGGCUCUUGACAAAACCAGGUGAAAGGAUUCUUGUUCUUGCUGCUACUAACAGGCCAUUUGAUCUUGAUGAAGCCAUUAUCAGGCGUUUCGAACGAAGAAUUUUGGUGGGACUUCCAUCUGUGGAUAACAGAGAAAUGAUCUUAAAAACUCUACUGGCAAAAGAGAAAACAGAAGAGAGAUUAAACUACAAGGAGCUUGCAACCAUGACUGAAGGAUAUAGUGGAAGUGAUCUUAAGAAUCUGUGCACAACAGCAGCGUAUAGGCCUGUAAGGGAGUUAAUACAACAAGAAAGAUUGAAGGAUUUGGAGAAAAAGCAGAAAGCUUUGGCAGAGGCACCUAAUACAAAAGUGUCAUCAGCAGAAACUGUAAGUUCAGAAAAAACAAAAGAAAGUGGAAAUGGUAAAGAGGAAACAGGUAUUAUUCUCAGGCCCUUAAACAUGGAAGAUUUCAGGCAAGCAAAGAAUCAGGUGGCUGCAAGUUUUGCAGCCGAAGGCUCUAUAAUGAACGAGUUGAGGCAGUGGAAUGAGCAAUAUGGGGAAGGAGGAUCAAGAAAGAAGGAACAGUUGACUUAUUUCCUAUGAGACUGCCGUUUUCAUAAAAUGAAAUUGGUUUAUGGAUGGCUCAACUUGUUCAUGGAGAGAGCUUAAAAUAUAAGAAACAAAUAUGAUAUUAUUUGGGCUUAAAAGUUCAACUUUCUCACCAGGAAAGGAAUGAUAGUAAACUGUUCUGUAAUAAUAGUUUCAUAGGAGAGACUUUAGGUAUGUAUAAUAUUUUCAGAUAUGGAAAUAAGAGUGAGAAGCAAACCAGCCUGGCUGGAUUGUGUUUGAGAAAGAAAAUGAAAUGAAAUGGUUAUUGUAGUUUCUGGA
Molecule: messenger RNA, 3094 nt
Organism: Humulus lupulus (European hop)
Lineage: Eukaryota; Viridiplantae; Streptophyta; Magnoliopsida; Rosales; Cannabaceae
Product: ribosome biogenesis ATPase RIX7
Exons: 17
Coding region: 338-2809 (823 amino acids)
Cellular component (GO): mitochondrial outer membrane
Molecular function (GO): ATP binding; ATP hydrolysis activity
Source: RefSeq, a predicted model, not a curated record